GUUCGUGAGUGUCGCGUAUUAAAUCGUGUUAAUGCUAUUAUCAAUAGUCUACAAGUGUCUUUUGCGACGGUGAUAGUGAAUUGCUAAACAUGAAACUUGAUUAUCAAGUUCUACAAGAUUGAAGAAAACACGCCAUAUUACACAUAUUUCUUUCUUAGUGAUUUAUUUCAUUUUGAUAUUAAUCUAAAUUCUCAAUUUCUGGGAAACGAAUUCUGUAUUCAUAGAUCCAUUUAUAAGUUUUAGAAUGAUGUGCGCAUUUGUCACCAAGUAAAACAACUAGGUGUAACUUUUGGCAAUUUCACCAACGACUUUAAAUAAAUCGCUUUAAAUAAAUUCUACGUAAACGACAUCUAUAUUAGAAAAUGUUAACAACAUGAGUGUAUAACAGCAUAUGUGAAUUUUGCACGAAGCACUUUCAACCUGUUUUCAACGCGUUCCUUGUUGUUUUAAAGGAGAGACAGAUAAUCAUCAAAAUGGCGAUGAUAACGAGUUAUUGGACUUUAGAUAGUCUAAUGAUUUUAAUAACACUCGUGCUGGCCGCAUAUCUUUAUAUGACUCGCAAAUUCAACUACUGGAUAAAACGAGGCGUUUUCGAGAUAAAACCGUUGCCAUUUUUUGGCAACCUCAUGAACGCUAUACUUUUUAAAGAAUCUCCUGGCUUCGUUUUGAGGAACUUGUACAACAAAUCAAAGGGACAACGUUACAUAGGUUUUUAUAUGCUCGACAAGCCUUGCUUGUUGAUACGCGAUCGAAAAAUAAUCAAGAACAUACUAGUAAAGGAUUUUAAUAACUUCUGUAAUCGAGUAAGCUAUACUCAUUCAAAUGAUCUCAUGGGUCGCAGUACUCUCGUAUUCUUGAAAAAUCCAACAUGGAAACUUUUAAGAAGAAAGCUAACACCAAUGUUCACAUCCGACAAGCUCAAGAAAAUAUUCGAUUUGUUGAUGAAAUGCACUGUUAAUCUAGACACAUAUCUCGACACAUUGGGACUAGAUGAAAAGAAAAUAGCAAUCGAUGUGAAGGAUAUAUUUGGAAAUUUAAUCACGGAUAUGAUCGGUAGCACUGCUUAUGGACUCAAUAUUGAUUCAGUGAACAAUCCAGAAUGCGAUUUUCGUAAGAGGGGGAGAGCGAUAUUCGAAUUUAACAUCUUGCGCGGUUUGGAGUUGUUUGCAAUUUUCUUCUAUCCUGAUAUAUCCCAUUUGUUCCAUGUAAAUUUUUUCGGCAGACAAAAUAUUCACUUUUUACGCAAUGUUUUCUGGAACGCAAUCAAUGGUCGCAUAAAGUCUGGUGAAAAACGAAACGACCUCAUCGAUAUUCUGAUUGACUUUAGGAAAAAAUAUGCCGGUCAAGAUUUGGGGGAGUUCCAAAUCCAAGACAGACUCAGGGAAGAAAUUCUCGACGCGUUUAUAGCAAACGAUGGAAAAAUCACAUGCAAAAUGAUUCUGUCAUUACCGUAUCUUAAUAUGGUGUUCUCUGAAACCUUAAGGAAGUACCCAAUAUUGACCACUCUAAAUCGCGAAGCGCUGGACACUUACAAAGUGGCGGACUCCAAUCUAGUUAUCGAAAAGAAUAUGCCGGUUUUUAUUUCGUUACUUGGCUUGCACUUUGAUCCGGAAUACUUUCCCAAUCCUGAGAAAUAUGAUCCAGAACGAUUCAAUAAAGAGAACAUCCAUAAAAUACCGCCUUACGUAUAUAUGCCAUUUGGAGAAGGUUUCCGCAAAUGCAUAGGUGCUCGUCUGGGUAUUUUGCAGACAAAACUAGCGCUGGUCAAAUUUCUGAGCCAAUACGAGGUAACACCGUGUGAGAAGACUCUAAUACCGAUGGUUAUCGAUCCGAAAGGUACUGUGACGUCGCCAUUAGGCGGCAAAAUAUGGCUCAAUGUACGAAAGAUUAAUACAAAUACAUAUGUAAUUACUAAAAUGGCGUUAAUCACGAGUUACUUGAUUUUGGACACCAUAAUGAUUGUAAUAAUAACAAUCGUGGUAGCCGCAUACUUUUUCAUGACUCGCAAAUUUAACUACUGGAAAAAACGUGGCGUUACCGAGAUAAAACCGUUACCAUUUAUGGGCAACAUCGGGAACUUCUUAUUGCAAAAGCAAAGUAUUGGUUUUAUCUUGAAGGACUUUUACGAUCGAUCGAAGGGGCUACCUUAUAUAGGCUUCUACGUAUUUGAUAAACCUUGCUUGUUGAUACUUGAUCAAGAAUUAAUAAAACAUGUACUAGUAAAGGACUUUAAUAAGUUCUGUGACCACCACAGUACGUCUAGCUCACAGGAUCGCAUCGGACACUCCUCUGUCCUAUUCAUAAAAAAUCCAACCUGGAAAACUGUAAGGAACAAUUUAACGCCACUAUUCACAUCGGGCAAGCUGAAAAAAAUGUUUAAUUUGUUGGUGGAAUCUGUUGUCAAUCUAGAUUCGUAUCUUGAUAAAUUAGAAUUAAAUGGUGAGGGAAAAGAGAUGGAAGUGAGGGAUUUAUGUGGUAAUUUAACGACAAAUAUGAUUGGUAGCACCGCUUAUGGACUCAAUAUUGACUCAGUGAACGAUCCGGAGUGCGAGUUCCGUAGGAAAGGGAAGCAAAUUUUCACUUCAGGUAUCUUUCGUGGAUUCGAGUUGUUUUUGGUGUUCUUCUAUCCUGAGAUAUCUCGUUUCGUGAAUAUAAAGUUCUUUGGGAACGCAGCCACUAACUUUUUACGCAAUGUUUUCUGGGAUACGAUCAAUCAUCGUUUAAAGUCCGGUGACACGCGUGACGACUUAAUUGAUAUACUUAUCCAGCUUAGGAAACAAUAUGGCGAUCAGGAUUUUGGAGAUUUCAAAUUCAACGGGGACGAUCUAGUGGCGCAAGCGGCCAUUUUCUUCACCGGCGGCACCGAGACAACUUUAUCCGCAAUGUCUUUCGCGUUAUACGAACUCGCGAUGCAGCCACAAUUUCAAGACAGACUCAGGGAAGAAAUUCUCAAUGCGAUCAACGAGAACGAAGGAAAAAUCACAUAUGACAUGAUCCUGUCAUUGCCGUAUCUCGAUAUGGUGGUCUGCGAAACUAUGAGGUUGUACCCAAUAAUAGAGAAUCUAGAUCGCGAAACAGUGGAAUCUUAUAAAAUACCAAACAGCGAUUUGGUUAUUGAAAAGGGUACGCCAAUUUACAUCUCGUUACGUGGUAUGCACUAUGAUCCGGAAUACUUUCCCAAUCCUGAGAAAUACGAUCCAGAACGAUUCAGCGAGGAGAACAGAUCCAAAAUACCGCCAUACGCAUAUAUACCAUUUGGAGAAGGUCCUCGUAAGUGUAUAGGUAUCCGCUUGGGACUUCUGCAAACCAAAUUGGGAAUCGUAAAAUUGUUGAGCAAGUACGAGGUAACACCUACUGAAAAGACUCACAUACCAAUGACAAUUAAUCGCAUAAGCCCAAUAACUAUGCCGACAGAUAAUAAAAUAUAUCUCAAACUACGAAAACUUAGCACAAGUGCCCAAUAAAAUCAGUGCCAAAUAAAUUCAACCCCAUUUCCUAACCAUGAAAUAUAUGCAAUUCGUUCGAUUUGCUGCACUGAGGAAAAAAUCCUUGAGAAUUUAUUAUAGGGAUAUAAAUAAUUUAUUAUAGAAAUAUAAAAUUUAUUCCUGGGAAAUAAAAUUUAUUUCCGUGAAUAAACUUUAUAUCCUAUAAAUAAAUCAAGUAUUUUUUCUUAGUAUAAAUAUGUGACUCCUAAUAAAAAAUCAUUCGACUAUGUUAAUAAUAAGUAUAUCGUAAUAAACGAAUAAUGUUUAAUGUUAGUUGUACAAGAUAUAUGAAAACGAGACGACUCGCGUCUCAUUCCGUAUUAUAUAUAUUCAUACGUUGCACUAAAUAAAGUUAUUGUUGUUGUUAUAAUUAUUAUAUUCAUAGACAUAUGACUUAUAUAUUAUAAAGUUAAAAGAGUUA
Molecule: messenger RNA, 3906 nt
Organism: Odontomachus brunneus
Lineage: Eukaryota; Metazoa; Arthropoda; Insecta; Hymenoptera; Formicidae
Exons: 13
Coding region: 474-3464 (996 amino acids)
Molecular function (GO): heme binding; oxidoreductase activity, acting on paired donors, with incorporation or reduction of molecular oxygen; monooxygenase activity
Source: RefSeq, a predicted model, not a curated record